Kuraishia capsulata CBS 1993 is the source of this 5622-nucleotide messenger RNA. RefSeq lists its product as uncharacterized. The record is from RefSeq and is a predicted model, not a curated record. Gene Ontology annotation, biological process: long-chain fatty acid biosynthetic process. The transcript has 2 exons. Gene Ontology annotation, cellular component: fatty acid synthase complex. Bases 1 to 5622 code for a protein of 1873 amino acids. Gene Ontology annotation, molecular function: fatty acid synthase activity; 3-oxoacyl-[acyl-carrier-protein] synthase activity; magnesium ion binding. NCBI's taxonomy places the organism in Eukaryota, Fungi, Ascomycota, Pichiomycetes, Pichiales, Pichiaceae.
AUGCGUCCAGAAAUCGAACAAGAGCUGUCGCAUAUUUUGCUGACUGAGCUUUUGGCCUACCAAUUUGCGUCUCCAGUGAGAUGGAUUGAAACCCAAGAUGUUUUCCUCAAGGAUUUCAACACAGAAAGAGUUGUGGAGAUUGGACCCUCGCCCACCCUUGCCGGAAUGGCCUCUAGAACCAUUAAGGCCAAGUACGAGUCUUACGAUGCUGCCCUUUCUUUGCAAAGACAGGUCCUGUGUUACUCCAAGGACACCAAGGAGAUCUAUUACACUCCAGACCCUGUUGAUAUUGCUCCACCGGCUGCUGAGUCAUCCGAGGCCCCAGCUCCAGUUGCAGCUGCCGCUUCUGCUCCGGUCGCGGCUGUCGCUGCUGCUCCAGCUCCAGCUCCAGCUGGCCCAGUAGCUGAAAUUCCCGACGAGCCGGUCAAGGCGUCGCUUUUGUUGCACGUUUUGGUUGCGCAGAAGCUCAAGAAGCCACUUGACGGUGUGUCGAUGUCCAAGGCCAUCAAGGACCUGGUCGGUGGUAAGUCCACAGUCCAGAACGAAAUUCUCGGUGACUUGGGUAAAGAAUUCGGCUCCACCCCAGAGAAACCAGAAGACACUCCUCUUUCUGAGCUCGCAGACCAAUUCCAGGAGACCUUUGCCGGCUCUUUGGGUAAGCAAUCUUCUUCUUUGAUUGCUAGAUUGAUGUCUUCCAAGAUGCCUGGUGGAUUUUCCGUCACCACUGGUAGAAAGUACUUGCAAUCGCAGUGGGGCCUGGGUGCCGGAAGACAGGAUGGUGUCCUAUUGGUCGCCUUAACGAUGGAGCCAGCUGCUCGUCUUGGUAGUGAGCCUGAAGCGAAGGCUUUCCUCGACAGUUGUGCUCAGAAAUACGCUUCUAUUGCUGGUAUUUCCCUCACUCAGGUUUCCGCAGGAGGUUCUGCUGGUGGUGCUGGUGGUGCUGUGGUUGAUUCUGCUGCCUUGGAGGAGAUCACCAAGGAGAACAAGCAGAUGGCUCGUCAGCAGCUCGAGGUUUUGGCCAGAUACCUCAACUUGGACCUCAAGAAGGGUGACAAGUCUCUUAUAAAGGAGAAAGAGGCCUCUCAGGUCUUGCAGGCAGAGUUGGAUCUCUGGGCUGAAGAGCAUGGUGAGUUCUAUGCUUCUGGAAUCAAGCCAGUCUUCUCUCCUCUGAAGGCCAGAACUUAUGAUUCGUACUGGAAUUGGGCUCGUCAGGAUGCCCUUUCUAUGUACUACGAUAUCAUUUUUGGAAAGCUUACCAGUGUUGAUCGUGAAACUGUUUCUCAAUGUAUCCAAAUCAUGAAUCGUGCCAGUCCAACCUUGCUGAAGUUCAUGCAAUACCACAUUGAUCACACUCCUCAAGCCAAGGGUGAGACCUAUGAAUUGGCCAAGAAGCUGGGUCAGCAGCUGAUUGACAACUGCCACCAGGUUCUCCACUCAGAUCCCGUUUACAAGGAUAUCUCGUACCCAACCGGACCAAAGACAACUGUCGAUGCUAAGGGCAACAUCGUCUAUGACGAGAUCAACAGACCCGCUAUCAGAAAGCUGGAACAGUAUGUUCACGAGAUGGCUGUUGGAUGUGAUUUGACCAGAGUGCCUCAGCCAACGAUUCAGGAUGAUCUGGCCAGAAUCUACAAGGCCAUCACCAAACAGGCUUCUGUGGAGACCAAAUUAGAGUUCAAAAAGCUGUACUCUGAGCUUUUGGAGUUUGUCGAUAAGUCCAAGGAGAUUGAGGUUUCUAAGUCUGCUAAGGCUGUUUUGGGCGAGGACUCUCAAUCUGUUUCCUCCGAAGAAGAUGAUGAGAUUGCUUCGUUACCAACUACUUCUUCUAUCAUUGAGCCAGUUUCCUCCAUCAUCCCUCCGGAAACCAUUCCAUUCUUGCACAUGAAGAAGAAGACCAAGAUGGGUGACUGGGUCUACGACAGAUCCAGUACUGCUCAGUUCUUGGACGGCCUUGAAAGAGGUGCAGUCAACGGUAUCUCGUUUAAGAACAAGUAUGUCCUUUUGACUGGAGCUGGUGCUGGUUCCAUCGGUGCUGAAGUCUUGCAAGGUCUGAUUUCGGGAGGUGCUAAGGUCAUUGUCACCACAUCGAGAUAUUCCAAGCAAGUCACUGAAUACUACCAGUCGAUGUACUCCCGUUAUGGUGCUGCUGGCUCGACCGUCAUUGUGGUUCCUUUCAACCAGGGUUCCAAGCAAGACGUUGAAGCAUUGAUUAAGUUCAUUUACGACGAUGUCAAGCAGGGUGGUCUUGGCUGGGAUUUGGAUGCCAUCAUCCCAUUUGCUGCUAUUCCAGAGCAAGGCAUCGAACUUGAUGGAAUUGGUUCUAAGUCUGAAUUAGCUCACAGAAUCAUGCUCACCAACUUGAUGCGCCUUCUCGGUGAGGUCAAGAAGCAAAAGGUUGCCAGAGACAUCAACACCCGUCCAGCCCAGGUUGUCUUGCCUCUUUCGCCAAACCACGGAACCUUCGGUUCCGACGGUUUGUACUCAGAGUCCAAGCUCGGUCUUGAAACUUUGUUCAACAGAUGGUUUUCCGAAUCGUGGGGUCAACAGCUCACCAUUUGCGGUGCCAUUAUUGGCUGGACCAGAGGUACUGGUCUGAUGUCUGCUAACAACAUCAUUGCUCAAGGCAUUGAGUCUUUGGGUGUUCGUACUUUCUCCCAGAAGGAGAUGGCCUUCAACAUCCUGGGUCUUUUGACCAACGAAGUCACUCAAAUGUGUCAAGAUGCUCCUGUUAUGGCUGAUCUCAAUGGUGGCCUUCAUUUCAUUGAGAACUUGCGUGAAUUCACCAGCAAGUUGAGAACCGAUCUCUACGAGACCUCAGAUGUCAGAAGGGCUGUUUCACUUGAGUCUUCGAUGGACUUCAAGGUUGUCAACGGUGAACAAUCUGACUCCCCAUACACCAAGGCUCAAAUCCAGCCAAGAGCUAACAUGCAAUUUGAUUUCCCAGAACUCAAACCUUACAAGGAUGUCAAGGCUGCCUCUCCUGAGUUGGAAGGCCUGUUGGACUUGGAGAGAGUCAUUGUGGUUACCGGUUUCUCCGAAGUUGGUCCUUGGGGUAACUCUAGAACCAGAUGGGAGAUGGAAGCACACGGAGAGUUCUCCCUUGAGGGUUGUCUUGAGAUGGCCUGGAUCAUGGGUUACAUCAAGUACCAUAAUGGUAACUUGAAGGGUAAGCCUUACACCGGAUGGGUCGAUGCCAAGACUGGCACUCCAGUUGACGAUAAGGACAUCAAGGCCAAGUAUGAGGAGGAGAUCCUGGCUCACUCUGGUAUCAGAUUGAUUGAGCCUGAGCUUUUCAAUGGAUACGAUCCAAAUAAGAAGGAGCUCAUCCAAGAGGUUGUGAUCCAACACGAUUUGGAGUCAUUUGAAACCGACAAGACAACUGCAGAAUCGUACAAAUACAAGCACGGUGAAUUUGUUGAAGUUUUUGAGGUUGAAGGAUCCGAGGAGUAUUCCGUCAGGUUCUUGAAGGGUGCCAAAUUGUACGUUCCAAAAGCCUUGCGCUUUGACCGUCUCGUUGCUGGUCAAAUCCCAACCGGUUGGGACGCCAAACGUUACGGUAUUGCUGAUGAUGUUAUCUCGCAAGUUGAUCCAAUCACUCUGUUUGUUUUGGUUUCCACCGUGGAAGCUCUGCUUUCUGCUGGUGUGACUGACCCGUACGAGUUCUACAAGUACGUGCAUGUUUCUGAGGUCGGUAACUGUUCUGGUUCCGGUAUGGGAGGUGUUACCGCUUUGCGUGGAAUGUUCAAGCACCGUUACCAGGACCAACCUGUUCAGAACGAUAUCCUCCAAGAAUCGUUCAUCAACACCAUGGCUGCGUGGGUUAACAUGUUGUUGUUGUCCUCAUCUGGUCCAAUCAAGACGCCAGUUGGAGCCUGUGCCACUGCCAUUGAGUCUGUUGAUUCUGGUGUGGAGACUAUUUUGUCUGGUAAGGCCAAGAUCUGUAUUGUAGGUGGAUACGACGAUUUCCAAGAGGAGGGUUCCUACGAAUUCGCCAACAUGAACGCCACCUCCAACGCUGUUGAUGAGUUUGCGCACGGAAGAACUCCAUCUGAGAUGUCCCGUCCUGCUACCACCUCGCGUAAUGGUUUCAUGGAAGCCCAAGGUUCUGGUAUUCAAGUCAUCAUGACUGCUGAUCUUGCCCUGAAGAUGGGUGUUCCAAUCUACGCAAUCGUUGCCAUGACCGCAACUGCUACCGACAAGAUUGGUCGUUCUGUUCCAGCUCCUGGUAAGGGUAUUUUGACCACUGCUCGUGAGCACCAUGGCGAUCUCAAGUACGCAAACCGUACCUCUGACAUUAAGUACCGUUCCAGACAGUUGCGUAUCCGUCAAAAACAGAUCUCGCAAUGGACUGAGUCCGAACUUGAGUAUCUUAAGGAAGAAGCUGCUUCUUUGAAGGCUACCGACAAAGCUUUCUCUGAGUCGACUUUCUUUGCUGAGCGCUCGGAGCAGAUCCAGAGAGAAGCCACUAAGCAGCUCAAGGAUGCUCAAAGACAAUGGGGUAACGAGUUCUGGAAGAACGAUCCAACCAUGGCUCCUUUGCGUGGAGCUCUUGCGACUUUCAACCUGACAAUUGAUGACCUGGGAGUUGCCUCGUUCCACGGAACUUCCACCAAGGCCAACGACAAGAAUGAAUCUGCUACUGUAGACAAGAUGAUGAGACACUUGGGCCGUACCGAGGGAAACCCUGUCUUUGGUGUCUUCCAGAAGUUCUUGACUGGUCAUCCAAAGGGUGCUGCUGGUGCCUGGAUGUUGAACGGAGCUAUCCAAAUCUUGCAAACUGGUUUGGUUCCUGGUAACAGAAACGCUGAUAACGUUGACAAGAUUCUUGAGGACUUCGAGUACGUCUUGUUCCCAUCCAGAAGUAUCCAGACCGAUGGAAUUAAGGCUGUUUCUGUGACCUCCUUUGGUUUCGGCCAGAAGGGUGGUCAGGCCAUUGUCGUUCACCCAGACUAUCUGUAUGCUGCCUUGAGCGAGCACGAAUACUCUGCUUAUGCCGCCAAGGUCAACCAGAGAUACAAGCGUUCUUACAGAUACAUGCACAACGCUAUCAUCAGAAACACUAUGUUUGUGGCCAAGGAUAAGGCUCCAUACUCAGACGAAUUGGAGCAGCCAGUCUACUUGGAUCCAUUGGCACGUGUUGAGGCCGGACGCGAUUCCAAGUUGGUCUUCUCUAACAAGGGUGUUCAGAAAUCGAGCACUUAUGUCAGUGAAACCGCGACUGCCACUGCCAAGGCGUUGUCAGAGGUUGAGUCCAGCGAGAAAGGUGUUGGUGUUGAUGUUGAGCUGAUUUCUUCGAUCAACCUCUCCAAUGCCACUUUCGUCGAGCGUAACUUCACUGCUGGUGAGGUUGCCUAUUGUGAAAACGCUCCUUCUCCAGCUUCCUCUUUCACUGGAACUUGGUCUGCAAAGGAGGCCGUUUUCAAGGCUCUGCAAGUGGAAAGCAACGGCGCAGGUGCCCCAUUGAAGGAUAUCGAGAUUGUCCGCGAUGCCAAAGGAGCCCCUCAGGUUGUCUUGGGUGGAGCUGCCAAGGUUGCUGCCGACAAGGCUGGUGUCAAGUCCGUGAAGGUUUCGAUCUCGCAUAAUGAUGUUCAAGCCGUUGCAGUUGCGAUCAGCCAGUUCUGA